This is a messenger RNA of Balaenoptera acutorostrata (minke whale), 9020 nucleotides long. It is a transcript of the gene CNTNAP2, whose product is annotated as contactin associated protein 2. The record is from RefSeq and is a predicted model, not a curated record. The transcript has 24 exons. The coding region runs from base 97 to 3933 and encodes 1278 amino acids. NCBI's taxonomy places the organism in Eukaryota, Metazoa, Chordata, Mammalia, Artiodactyla, Balaenopteridae.
UGUGUCUUCCCUAUACACACAGAGACCUUACUCAAAAAAUGUGAUGAGCCACUUGUGUCUGGACUCCCCCACGUAGCUUUCAGCAGCUCAUGCUCUAUGUCUGGGAGCUAUUCUCCUGGCUAUGCCAAGAUCAACAAGCGAGGGGGUGCUGGGGGAUGGUCUCCAUCAGACAGUGACCAUUAUCAAUGGCUUCAGGUUGACUUUGGCAAUCGAAAGCAGAUCAGUGCCAUAGCAACCCAAGGAAGAUACAGCAGCUCAGACUGGGUGACCCAAUACCGCAUGCUCUACAGUGACACAGGGAGAAAUUGGAAACCCUACCAUCAAGAUGGGAAUAUCUGGGCAUUUCCUGGGAACGUCAACUCCGAUAGUGUGGUUCGGCAUGAUUUACAGCAUCCAGUAAUCGCCCGCUAUGUGCGCAUCGUGCCUCUGGAUUGGAACGGAGAAGGCCGCAUUGGACUCAGAAUUGAGGUCUACGGCUGUUCUUACUGGGCUGAUGUUAUCAACUUUGAUGGCCAUGUUGUGUUACCAUAUAGAUUCAGAAACAAGAAGAUGAAAACACUGAAAGAUGUCAUCGCUUUGAAAUUUAAAACCUCCGAAAGUGAAGGGGUACUCUUGCACGGGGAAGGACAGCAAGGGGAUUAUAUUACUUUGGAACUGAAAAAAGCCAAGCUGGUCUUCAGUUUAAACCUAGGAAGCAACCAGCUUGGCCCCAUAUAUGGCCACACGUCCGUGACGACAGGAAGUCUGCUGGAUGAUCACCACUGGCACUCUGUGGUCAUUGAGCGCCAGGGCCGGAGCCUCAACCUCACGCUGGACAGAAGCACGCAGCACUUCCGCACCAAUGGGGAGUUCGACUACCUGGAUUUGGACUAUGAGAUAACCUUUGGAGGCAUACCUUUCUCCGGUAAGCCAAGUUCCAGCAGCAGAAAGAAUUUCAAAGGCUGCAUGGAAAGCAUUAACUACAAUGGCAUCAACAUAACUGAUCUCGCAAGAAGGAAGAAACUAGAACCCUCAAAUGUGGGAAAUUUGAGUUUCACGUGCGUGGAGCCCUACACGGUACCUGUCUUUUUCAAUGCUACCAGUUACCUGGAGGUGCCCGGACGGCUUCACCAGGACCUGUUUUCGGUUAGUUUCCAGUUCAGGACUUGGAACCCCAAUGGUCUCCUGCUUUUCAGUCAUUUUGCGGAUAAUCUGGGCAACGUGGAGAUUGACCUCACUGACAGCAAAGUCAGCGUUCACAUCAACAUCACGCAGACCAAGAUGAGCCAAAUAGAUAUUUCCUCAGGUUCUGGGUUGAAUGACGGCCAGUGGCAUGAGGUCCGUUUCCUGGCUAAGGAGAAUUUUGUUAUUCUCACUAUCGAUGGAGAUGAAGCCUCAGCAGUUCGAACUAACAGUCCUCUUCAAGUUAAAACUGGCGAGAAGUACUUUUUUGGAGGUUAUCUGAACCAGAUGAAUAGCUCAAGUCACUCUGUCCUUCAGCCUUCAUUCCAAGGAUGCAUGCAGCUCAUUCAAGUGGAUGAUCAACUUGUAAAUUUAUACGAAGUGGCACAAAGGAGGCCCGGAAGUUUUGCGAACGUCAGCGUUGAUAUGUGUGCCAUCAUAGACAGAUGUGUGCCCAAUCACUGUGAGCAUGGUGGGAAGUGCUCGCAAACGUGGGACAGCUUCAUAUGCACUUGUGAUGAGACGGGAUACAGUGGGGCCACCUGCCACAACUCCAUCUAUGAGCCUUCCUGUGAAGCCUACAAACACCUAGGCCAGACAUCAAAUUACUACUGGAUAGAUCCUGAUGGCAGUGGACCUCUGGGGCCUCUGAAAGUUUACUGCAACAUGACAGAGGACAAAGUAUGGACCAUAGUGUCUCAUGAUUUGCAGAUGCAGACGACGGUGGUGGGCUACAACCCAGAAAAAUACUCGGUGACACAGCUCAUUUACAGCGCCUCCAUGGACCAGAUCAGCGCCAUCACCCACAGCGCCGAGUACUGUGAGCAGUACGUCUCCUAUUUCUGCAAGAUGUCCAGGUUGUUGAACACCCCAGAUGGAAGCCCUUACACCUGGUGGGUGGGCAAAGCCAACGAGAAGCACUACUACUGGGGCGGCUCCGGGCCCGGAAUUCAGAAAUGCGCCUGCGGCAUCGAGCGCAACUGCACGGACCCCAAAUACUACUGCAACUGUGACGCGGAUUACAAGCAGUGGAGGAAGGACGCUGGCUUCUUAACCUACAAAGAUCACCUGCCAGUAAGCCAGGUGGUGGUUGGAGAUACUGACCGGCAAGGCUCGGAAGCCAAACUGAGUGUGGGUCCCCUGCGCUGCCAAGGAGACAGGAAUUACUGGAAUGCUGCCUCUUUCCCAAACCCAUCAUCCUACCUGCACUUCUCUACUUUCCAAGGGGAAACCAGCGCAGACAUCUCUUUCUACUUCAAAACAUUAAUCCCCCGGGGAGUGUUUCUUGAAAAUCUGGGGAACACGGAUUUUAUCAAACUCGAACUGAAAUCUGCCACGGAAGUGUCCUUUUCAUUUGAUGUCGGAAACGGGCCAGUGGAGAUUGUGGUGAGGUCACCCUCCCCUCUCAACGAUGACCAGUGGCACCGGGUCACCGCGGAGAGGAAUGUCAAGCAGGCCAGCCUGCAGGUGGACAGGCUACCCCGGCAGACCCGCAAGGCCCCGGCGGAAGGCCACACCCGCCUGGAGCUCUACAGCCAGCUGUUUGUCGGUGGUGCCGGAGGCCAGCAGGGCUUUCUGGGCUGCAUCCGCUCCCUGAGGAUGAACGGGGUGACACUGGACCUGGAAGAAAGAGCAAAGGUCACAUCCGGGUUCAAAUCCGGGUGCUCGGGCCACUGCACCAGCUACGGGGCGAACUGUGAGAAUGGAGGCAAAUGCAUAGAGAAAUACCACGGGUACUCCUGCGAUUGCUCCAGCACAGCCUAUGAUGGGACAUUUUGCAACAAAGAUGUGGGUGCCUUUUUUGAAGAGGGGAUGUGGCUGCGGUAUAACUUCCAGGCGCCCGGGUCCGGUGCUAAGGAAUCGGGCGGCAGGUCGGAGAACUCCCGGGACCCGCAGCAUGGGGCCCCGGACCUGGCCCGCGAGGAGAUCCGCUUCAGCUUCAGCACCACCAAGGCACCCUGCAUCCUCCUCUACGUCAGCUCUUUCACCACCGACUUCCUGGCAGUUCUCGUCAAACCCACCGGAAGCUUACAGAUCCAGUACAGCCUGGGUGGCACCAAGGAGCCGUAUAAUAUUGACGUGGACCACAGGAGCAUGGCCAAUGGGCAGCCCCACAGCGUUAAUGUCACCCGUCAUGAGAGGACCAUCACUCUCAAGCUGGAUCAUUAUCCUUCUGUGAGUUACCAUCUGCCAAGUUCAUCUGACACUCUGUUCAAUUCUCCCAAGUCGCUCUUUCUGGGAAAAGUUAUAGAAACAGGGAAGAUUGACCAAGAGAUUCACAAGUACAACACCCCGGGAUUCACUGGGUGCCUCUCCAGAGUCCAGUUCAACCAGAUCGCCCCUCUCAAGGCAGCCUUGAGGCAAACAAACACCUCAGCUCACGUGCACGUCCAGGGCGAGCUGGUAGAGUCCAACUGCGGGGCCUCCCCGCUCACCCUGUCACCCAUGUCGUCUGCCACCGACCCCUGGCACUUAGACCACCUGGAUUCAGCCAGUGCUGAUUUUCCGUAUAACCCAGGACAAGGCCAGGCUAUAAGAAAUGGAGUCAACAGAAACUCGGCCAUCAUCGGAGGGGUCAUCGCCGUGGUGAUCUUCACCAUCCUCUGCACCUUGGUCUUCCUUAUCCGGUACAUGUUCCGUCACAAGGGCACCUACCACACCAACGAGGCCAAGGGAGCAGAGUCAGCAGAGAGCGCGGACGCCGCCAUCAUGAGCAACGACCCCAACUUCACAGAGACCAUUGACGAAAGCAAAAAGGAAUGGCUCAUUUGAGGGGAGGCUCUUUUGUGAUGGGAUGAGGGCAGGGGGAGUGACUGGGGAGGAGGGCAAGGGACAGAAGCACCCUACUUCAUACUCCUGAGCACAUCCUAAAAAUAUUAGCACAAGUUGGGGGAGGCAAGCGACAGAAAACUCCUGAGACUGACGGCCACAAGAAAUACUUUCUGAUAUUUCUUUAUAGCUGAGUUUCCCCUUCUGUAUCAAAACAAAAUAAUACAAAAAAUGCUUUUAGAGUUUAAGCAGUGGUUGAAAUUUGUAGGUACUAUCUGUCCUAUUUUUUGUGUGUUUAGAGGUGUUCUAAAAACCUAUGGUAACAGGGCAAGCUUCCUACAUUUUUCAGAGCCCUUAGAAUGUGGAUAUUUUUUCUUGAGAAAAGCUGAUGUACAGUAUACAUGGCUUCCAGCAUUUUCUUCCUUUUACAUAGAGUCAGCCUCUAACGGGCUAUUGUAGUAACUAGUUCGUGUUCACGUAAUAUUUCUUUUGGUGUCCUGUGAAUUGGAAAAGGAGAGAUGGGGCAGAGAGAACCUACGAUUUGACAGUUCUCAUAGAGACCUCAGUCUGUGCAGCUCUCUGAGAGUUCCCACCAGAAACAGCUGGAGGAAGAGGGGGUGUGGCCCCUCUUGUGUGACAACAUGAUCAGUACAACUGAGACCAGCUUUCAGAACCAAGGAAGCAGUUUCCUGUUGGGAUCGUUGGUUUUAUAUUUCAUCAGUUUCUGCAAGAUAAUACUGUUCCACGUCUGCAGUCUUAGCUCUAUCCAACGUCUGUAACUAUCAGCUACGAUACCUGGUGACCAGCUGUUACAAAAAAUUUUCCCUCUGCUUUACCUACAACAUAUUGGGUUAGAUUGUACGUGUGUGUAAGCACCUCAGUGGGGAAUUAGAGCCAGAUGUUAAGAUUUGUCUGCUCUGUUUCUUUUAUAGUUGGUAGCAAGAGUAUGGAUACUUCCUAGUAAAUGCAUAAAUUAGGUUGCUCUUCUUAUUUUGCUUUAAAUCUCUAGUCUUUAAGCCCCGGGACAAGAUCCUAGCAGACAGUGUCCUCUGAAUGGAUGAACCAAAAUAAAGCCAAGUUGUGACUGCUAGUAUUGUUAUUGCUGUUACUCUGGAAUCAUGUGGAAAACCCUGCCAUAUUUUAACUCAUCUACUUCCAUGUAUUGUUCCAUCGUAAAUAGACACACUGCCGUGAUUCAGGGACCUUCUUUGGCAGAUACAUUUGAAGCUCAGGUUCAUCACAACCUGGUAACUGAUUAUUGCUUCUCAGAGAAUGGACAUGUCUGGUCAACCAGACCUCAGUUUAAUCAGGAACCUUGAUCAACUAAUUCCAGCAAGUAACUAUUUAUUUAAAAAUAAUCGACUGUGUGUGUAGGCAAGUGGGACAAUGCUCCUACUGGAGCAUCCAAACAAUAAUUUCAUUUAUUUAUUUUAAAAGAAGAUUACACAAAAGUUAUUUCUAGAAUGACUACCAUCUAUGAUCCUUAGAGUUCAGGCUGUUAUACUUAAUAAGUACAUCAAAAUUUUUUUUUUAGACUCCAACAUUUUGAGGAAUUAAAUAUCCCUUUUUUCUUUCUCCUCCUGGAAGGAGGUAAGAUGAGGUUAAAAAGGUACUGAUGCUAUUGUUCUGAUGGCCUGCCUGGAGAAAAUGGAAAUUCUAGUGCAUUUGGGUUAUAUAUUCAGGGUACUCGGGGUGCCUGACUUACUGGAGGACCUCAGUUUCUUGAGUGAUGGAAAAUGUUGUCCAGAGCUGCACGUGGCACCAGUGCCUGGCACAUUCCAAAGGAGACAGAGGACCAGUUAAUUCACAUUCAAGUCAAGGUCAUAAAACAAAAGAGAAUCCUAGUGCCCUUUUACAGUUGCUGACCUCGGGCACUGUCAUAACCACCCUUUAUUUAAAAAGGUCUUCAUCAUUCUUCCAUAAAAUGCAUUUAACAUUAAAAGCAUUUAUUAAUGACCAAAUAUUAGAACAACAUAACAUUUACAAAUGACAUAUUGAAAAUAAAGGUUAUUUAUUUGACCAAGAUGACUACCAUUAAGGAUUCUUUUAUAUAUUUUCAAAAUGAAAGAAUGGUGAUUCUUUAAUAUAUUUUCAAAAUGAAAGAGCAAAUUUUAAACAUUAUGUUUAAAAAUGUUUCUGAUUUCUUAAUACAUAUUUGAUAGGUAUUACUUUUGCACUUAACAAAUAGCACCAGAUGGAAAUUUAUUAUUUAUUGCAUUUGCCAUGAGAGCUUUAUUCUUUAUACAUUGUCUGAGCACUUUCCCUUUCUUUCCAAAAUGAUUAAGAAAUUAAAACAAACAAACAUAGCCCCUUAUACUAAAAUGUUCUCACCCUUUCUCUUCUCUGUCUUCUUUUCUUUUUCCUGCCACAAAAAGUGAAAAAUGAAACCUUAACACUUCUCCCCAGAUUUUCAAACGUAGGGCACCGGGACGACUGCAGGGAUGAGUGUUUCUCCCACCUCAGCAUCGUUUGAGAUUUACAGACGCAUGACACGGCCUCUGCCCUGAAGGGGGUUACAGCCCAGCCAACGGACAGGACACAGAAAAAGUGGAUGAGGUAUUAAGUAAUGAAGUAAAGGGCCAAAUGCGUGCUGGAGAUCUUCUCUUUGGGACUGCAAUCUUCACCCAAGUUCCUAAAUUUAUUUGUGAAGGCCACAUACAGUACCUUCUUAAAUGCUAAAUAAUUUUGUUUAUGUGCAGAAAAGAAGACAGCUCUUUUUUCCAGCUCCCCAGGCAGCCAUGACAUUAUGACCCAAGCUCAGGGCCCAGUCCUGCUUUGUCAGUCAUAUCCUGCAAAAGCCUGGUGUCUUAAAACCCAAUACCUUACCAAUCAAGCACAAAGAGGCUAGUGGUAGUCUCUUUAAAUAAUAAAAGAAUCAGAACAAAACCAAAAAGUUUUCUUUAAAUAAGAGGUUGUUUUCAAGUUGCAGGAGAAGCUGACGGUUGAUUUCGGGUUGUUUGUGCAGGAAACAUCCUCCGUGUAUAAAGCAAGCAUCUCUGUUUUGAGUUGCUAGGAUUGGGGUCUUCAAAUGAAUGCAAAAUCAGUCCCCAUCUACGCUCUCAAUGUACUCCCUUGAGCUCAAGGAUGCUAGCUCAGGAGGUAAGAGGUUAUAUUCUUAAGUUCUCCUCUGGCCCUUCAUAGUAUAUAAGACAUUUCCCUUGUGGCUUUCAAACAACUGCUCAAAACAGAAAAGAAAAAAAAAAAAAAGGUGAGAGAGAGAGACCUGUUGUGUGGGAGUUUUUAUUGAGGUUCUGGGGAUAAGAGUUUGAGAGCCUUUAUUGGAAAAUUUCCUGUUGCCCUGUGUUUGACAAAUAAGCAUCCUUUACUAAGAGGAGGAGGAUUUCAGAGGCACAGGAAAAAGAGUUGGCGUGAGCCCGAGAGGAGAUCUCAGUGUUGUAGUUGAACAUCUGCGAACCAGCCACCAGAUGGCACUGAGAGCUGGGCACAGAGACAAAGCAUAGGAAGCUCCGAAGGAAAAGCUAACGGCUCCCGCUAGGAAAAUGCAGUGUCCGUGUAGCGUCAGGAUGAGACUAUUAGUUCCUUCUAUAACAGGAUCUGUACUUUUCUAUCCUUCCACACGUUCUUUUUCGCCCUGUGCUUUCUCUUACGGUGUAAACAUUUUCAUGGUCCCUUUCUGUCUCGCACCUCCAAACAAUUAGCACCUGAUUGGAACCUCUUAAUAUUUUUUUUUUUUCCUUUUCACCAUCCUGCCAAGCAGUUUUCAAAAAGAAAGGCAACAGUUAUUAAAUUGAAUUCCGAUGAGCCAGCCAAAAAUAGGUCUAAAUUGCUAGUCCCAGUAGUACCACCUCAUCCUGAAAUAGAUGAGAAGCAAACAGUGUUUCUUACUGAUCUGGGCUAAAACCCAAUAGAUGCCGUUUUUAAAAUGAUGUUUUGGUGAGAGUUGAUCCCUAGAGUCAACCCUUUUUCUCUCCCUGACGUGCUCUGUAACCUUGGCCAGCUCGCUGAACCUCUGUUCCUUUUUGCCUCAUGUGAAAGAUGGAGCUGUUUUAUCCACUUCGUGAGACAAUGGUGAGGUGCCGUGGAUUCUUGGCUGUGGAUACUUUGAAACCCAAAUGUAAAGGCCAAAGUCAAUGGACCUAUGGGAAGACGUACUUUCCAGCUCGUGGUUGUAAGUCACAUCAAAAGAAACCACGCAUCCAUGUCCAGGAGUGUAGAGACGUGAAGCAUUGCUGUACAAUUACUAGAUUAUAAGUCAGGUAGACUGCCAGGGAGCUAAUCCGUCAACACUGGGAGAUGCAACACAGCCAAAGGCCAGAGAAAUCAAAACACCACAUGUAUAAAACCCUAAGUUCCCACCUGGGUGUGACUUGUCGCUUACACAUGCCCCAGUAUGAUUAUAAGUAAGACAACACUGGAAAGCAAAUGUGACUGUUUCACGUAGCCCAAUGGCCCUGUGCCUACACUACACACACCCUGCAUGAUGAUGUUGGAAACUUUAAAUUUAUUUCACAGCAGUAUUUUUUGGAUGCAAGUGGUUCGUGAAACUCAAUGAAACAGGGAAACCGUGUUGAAAAGUUGGUUAUCUCCCAUGGAGCAAAGACUAGCAAAAGGUAAUAAAGAUACCUGGGCACAUGGGUAUUAAUACCCAGCAGGCACUUACGAGUUUAUUUUCCAGAUGAAAAUGUGCUUUAAGAGCAGGUCUACUUAUAGGGGCUGCACCGCUUUCCGAGUCUCAAUUUUUUUCCAGCAACUGCUGGGCUCUGAGAUGGUUAUGGAAACAUGGAGAUUCCUCCCAUCUGGUAGGCCAAGAAACAGUUCUCAAUGUUACUGAUUCUUUUUGUUUUGUCAGGUUUCUUUUUGUUUUUUGUUUUUUUUUUUCAGUGAGCAUGGUGAACUGCAGAGGUUAGGGUUGUGAAAAGCUGGGCUAAUAUUCUUUCUGUAAAGGCAAUUAGGCUUCCAUCCCUGUGAAAUAACACGAAAUUUUGCUCUCUAAAAGCAACAGCAUGUAAACUAGAAUGAAAGAAGGAAAUCAUGUAUGUGUGCCUACUAUUCUUUGUGAAUGUCUUUCAUUUAACUAAAAUUAUAUUAGAAACCGGAUUGAUAAAUAAAAGAGUCCAAAAUAGUUUUAA